Molecule: messenger RNA, 3833 nt
Organism: Thamnophis elegans (Western terrestrial garter snake)
Lineage: Eukaryota; Metazoa; Chordata; Lepidosauria; Squamata; Natricidae
Gene: EXOC8
Product: exocyst complex component 8
Exons: 2
Coding region: 100-2277 (725 amino acids)
Biological process (GO): exocytosis; intracellular protein localization; Golgi to plasma membrane transport
Cellular component (GO): exocyst
Source: RefSeq, a predicted model, not a curated record
GCUCUUCUCUUUUGAAGAUCUUCGGGAGCGGCUCUUUUUCCGGCGCAGACGCUCCUUCGUUUCCGCUUUUGGGGGUCUCUCGCUGCUCCGGGCUCAGGCAUGGCGGUGUCUCUGGGGGAGGUGGCUGCAGUCGGCGGCGCCAGCCGUUUGCGGCGGCAGCUGGAGUCCGGGAGUUACGCGGCGGAGGAGUACGUGAAGCAGCUGUCCCAGCAGUCGGACGGGGACCGGGACCUGCAAGAGCACCGGCAGCGCAUCCAGGCGCUGAGCGAGGAGACGGCGCAGAGCCUAAAGCGCAACGUCUACCAGAACUACCGGCAGUUCAUCGAGACGGCCCGCGAGAUCAGCUACCUGGAGAGUGAGAUGUACCAGCUCAGCCACAUCCUCACCGAACAGAAAGGCAUCAUGGAAACCGUCACCCAGGCCCUCUUGCUACAGGCCAAUGUCGGCGAGAGGGAAGACCCGGCCGUCGCGGGAGCCUGGCGCGCUGCAGCUACCGCCGCUGAUCCUCACACCAACCCUUUCUUGCCUCUCUCCGGCAAGGACGCCUCGGCCAACGAGGAGGGCCGGCAGCGAACUCUCACCACCCUCCUGGAGAAAGUGGAGGGCUGCCGAGACCUCCUCCCAGAGAGUCCUGGCAAGUACCUAGUGUACAACGGGGACCUUGUAGAGUACGAUGCUGACCACAUGGUGCAGAUCCAGAAAGUCCACGCUUUCCUUAUGAACGAUUGUCUGCUGGUGGCAGCAUGGCUGCCCAACCGGCGGGGCAUGUACCGUUAUGAUGCCCUCUACCCACUUGAUGGGCUGGCGGUGGUUAAUGUCAAGGACAACCCCCCCAUGAAGGAUAUGUUCAAGCUGCUGAUGUUCCCUGAGAGUCGCAUCUUCCAAGCUGAGAAUGCCAAGAUCAAGAAAGAGUGGUUGGAAGUGCUGGAGGAGGCCAAAAGAAACCGAGUUCUCAGUGAGAAACGGAGGCUGGAGCAGGAGGUCCCAACACGGGCUCUUCCAAUGCCUGCUGAGGCUUCUAAUCCAUUUGAAGUAGAUGAGGAAGAGGAGAUGAAGAAAGAAGAGAAGGUGAUGCCCGAAGAAGAAAUGGUGGAUCUGUCUUUAGAAUGGAUUCAGGAACUGCCAGAAGACUUGGAUGUCUGCAUUGCUCAGAGAGACUUUGAAGGGGCGGUUGAUUUGUUAGAUAAGCUGAAGGAAUAUCUGAGUGACAAACCUGUGACCCAAAUGGUUAGAGAGUUGCGAGCGAAGGUGGAUGAAAGAGUCCGACAACUCACUGAGGUCCUUGUGUUUGAAUUGUCUCCGGAUAGGUCUCUCCGAGGAGGACCCAGAGCUACCCGGCGAGCUGUUUCUCAGCUCAUUCGCUUGGGUCAAUCAACUAAGGCAUGUGAACUUUUCUUGAAAAAUAGGGAAGCCGCUGUUCACACGGCCAUCCGACAGUUGCGCAUUGAGGGCGCCACGUUGCUGUAUAUCCACAAACUUUGUCACGUCUUCUUUACCAGCCUGUUAGAGACUGCAAGAGAGUUUGAGACAGACUUUGCUGGAAACAGUGGGUGUUACUCAGCUUUUGUAGUCUGGGCCCGGUCUACCAUGCGGAUGUUUGUAGAUGCAUUUAGCAAACAGGUGUUUGAUAGUAAGGAGAGUUUAUCUACUGCAGCUGAGUGUGUAAAGGUGGCAAAGGAACAUUGUAAGCAACUUGGCGAUAUUGGUCUGGAUUUGACCUUCAUUAUUCAUGCCCUACUAGUAAAGGAUAUCAAAGGGGCUCUGCAGAGCUACAAAGACAUCAUAAUUGAGGCCACAAAACAUCGCAACUCUGAAGAGAUGUGGAGGAGAAUGAACCUGAUGACCCCGGAAGCCUUAGGAAAGCUUAGAGAGGAAAUGAGGAGCUGUGGUGUGACCAGUUUUGAUCAAUACACUGGAGAUGACUGCUGGGUGAAUCUUAGUUACACAGUUGUGGCUUUCACGAAACAGACUAUGGCUUUCUUGGAGGACGCUCUCAAGUUAUAUUUCCCUGAGCUGCAUAUGGUUCUGCUAGAAAGUCUGAUGGAGAUAAUCCUUGUGGCCAUCCAACAUGUUGAUUACAGUUUACGGUGUGAACAGGAUCCCGAGAAGAAAGCAUUCAUCAGGCAAAAUGCAUCUUUCCUUUAUGAAACUGUCCUUCCUGUUGUGGAAAAAAGAUUUGAGGAAGGUGUUGGAAAACCUGCUAAGCAAUUGCAGGAUCUGAGGAAUGUUUCACGACUAAUGCGUAUUAAUCCUGAAAGUACUACCUCAGUGGUGUGAAAUAUAAUGCCUCAGUAGUUUUCAUAUAGAGAUUGUAUAUACUUGUGUACAUACAUACAUAAAGAUAUGUAUGUACAUACAUAAACUCCUGAUGAUUAUCAAAUACGGCAAAGCUCUCAUUAGUUAAUUAUGUUCUGCAAAUACAAGAGACAGCAAGGAAAAAAGGAAAAGAAAGCAAAUACUGUAGUUAGCUCAAGUAGCAUCUUUUUUUGAAGGUCUGAAAGUGACUGUUUAGAUUUCAAAACAUGUGAUGACAUCUGUUUAUGUUAAUAAAUAAUGUUAUUUAAAUGUAUGUAAUUAGGUGCUCCAGAAAAAAAAUUCUGACCUUUUUAGGAAUGUAAAUUAUGAGGUGUGUCUAUUGAUUUCUCCACGUUAGGCAGGGGUGCACGUGAAAUAGGAAGAAUGUUUUAAACAAUCUGCUGUGUUCCCUAUGUUGAGCUGUUCUAUAUCAGCCACAGCUUAGUACAACCCAAACCCAGAAUGCUUUGGUUAUGGAACAAAAUCCAAGUAGGAUUAGAUGACAUGUAUUGCUCCUCUUUCCCUUCCUCUCCCUCAGUGCUUCCCAGUAAGCCAUAUCUCAUUAUACUGGGAACAGCCAAAGAGAGGAAGGGAAAGAGGGGAUGUGCCAUCCCUUUCCCCAGUGCUUUCCCUUUAAGCCACUCCAGUGUUCUAGUAGGGCAUAUACCAGAGGUCCUUGUCCCCAUUUUCCUGGCGCCUUCCCUCUCCUUUGCUGUUGUUGACAUUCCAGAAUGGCAUGUAGCAUUGGCUUGCCUUUCGCACUGAUUGGCCCAGGAUUUGCCUUCUCUUCAGGUUAGGGUUCCUGUCAUGUCGUCAUCCCCCACCCAUCAGUCCAUCAUGCCAAAACAUGCAUAUCAGUUUGGGCAUUGGCCUCCUAAAGCCUGCUAUAUCAUGCAUGAAACAUUUUAUACAUCUAUAGUAUCAAGACAAUUUUCCUUUGUUUCUAAAGUAGCAGAAAUUGUGUAGAAAACAAAGCCGUCUUGCAUGAAUCGCUCUCGGAUGAUGGGGAAAUACUACAAAAAGCUGCAGUCAAAAACAUCCAGCUGAAAAAUUCUUUGAAAACUAUCAUUCAGUAUGAGGUCUGCACUCUUAAUGAUAGCAUUUCUAUUGCACACAUAUUUUUGGCAAUAAUAAAUGCUACCUUAAGCGUAAAAUUUGCUUCUUUUUGAUUUUUAGCAGGUGAAACAUGAAUAAUUUCAAAUAAUAGUUGUCUCAAAAAGGUAAGCCUGCUACGAUUUGUGAAUUUUGUUGCAAUUUUGCUACAGCUUCCUGAUUUUACUGAAGUCAAAUCUACUUUAAAAAAUGAAACUCUUCUUAGUUAGAAAUGGAAAGUCCUAUAACUAACUACAGAACAAGUUGUGCUUGAUCUAGUUUUCAUGUAUCCAUUUACACAUAUCCUUUCAAUUUCAUACAGUGAUGUUUAUUUGAGAGAAGAUACGUAAUCUGUUCAGUUCAUUAUGUCUAUGUGGUCAUCAGUGAUCCACUGAGCAGUGAAAAUCGGAAAGAAAUGGAGAAAUAUUUUACAAUGUUAAUAAAUC